Molecule: messenger RNA, 2785 nt
Organism: Patella vulgata (common limpet)
Lineage: Eukaryota; Metazoa; Mollusca; Gastropoda; Patellidae
Product: transmembrane protein 117
Exons: 6
Coding region: 162-1922 (586 amino acids)
Biological process (GO): intrinsic apoptotic signaling pathway in response to endoplasmic reticulum stress
Source: RefSeq, a predicted model, not a curated record
AAAGAAUGAAAUGUCAACAGAGUUUACCGAUAAUUGUUUUGCCUGUCGGCUUGGAUCAGAGAUUAUAGAACUACCCUAGAUAUGUCAGGAGCCAAUUGAUUAUAACAGGUUUAGAUUCCAGAGAUCGGGAGCAAAGUGAACCAUUGACUGGAAACCAAAAAAUGGAGGACAAAGGCAGAGAGGAUCCUGAAAGAGAUAAAAGUGCAGACGCUUCGACAAAUGGAAGUGCCAAGGCAAAAGACUUGGAUGACACGGACACUGUUCCAGAGGCCUUUCCUUAUAUAGAUGAUGCAGAUGGAAUUGUGAAAGUUGAUAUUCCUGAAACACCGAAAAACAAGGCCAAUAACUCUUUGGCACCUCAAGCAAGUAUUGACGGCCCAGAUCUUGAACCCAAGAAGGACGAUGUUGAUGCCGCUAGUGUGUUUUCGCUUUUCAUGGAAAAAGACUUCAGAUAUUAUUUUCAACAUCCAUGGUUUCGAAUAUUCGUUGCUUAUUUUGUUACCUUUUGUAAUUUUUUAAUCUACGCGGAAGAUCCAGUGGCACACAGUCUUAAGGAAUGUACAAUACCGGUUAUUGGGAAUGAUUUUGCAUUUGUUUGUACCCGCUAUCCACCUGAUGCUUGGAGUUUAUUAAAAGUAUUUCUGUGGUUGGUUGGAAUAAUUAUCGGAAUGUUGAUUGGAAAGAUAGUGUUUCAUAGCCUGCUCUUUAAUCGAGUAUUCCGUAUAAAAAUGUUUCAACAGGAUCAGGGAUCAUGGAUGGUGAUGUUCCUGUGUGUUGUUUUAUGCGUAUUUAUCCUCUCCUUCCUGUAUAAUGCCUUCCUUCUGAUUGGUGGAGAUUAUACCGUACCGUUUCAUAUCAGUGAUCUCAUGGGCGUGUCCAAUUCUUUCUUUAUGAAAGCGGCUGCUUGUGGAACAUGGUGUGGUGAUUUCUUCACAGCCUGGAUGGUAACAGAUAUGAUGUUACAAGAAAAGCUAUAUCCAAAUUGGGCAGUGGGAUUUAGAAAAUGGUGGAAAACUGGAUAUCGAAGAGUUAUUGCGUUCUGGAUAAUUGUGCUAUUGAUGUCUUUUAUUGUGAUUUUUGUUAUAACAACAGAUUAUAUUGAAUGGGACAAGUUAAAUCGAGGGUUCUUGCCGACGAAUGAAUUGUCAAGAGCUUUUCUUGCCUCGUUUAUUCUUGUUUUCGACAUAAUUAUUGUCAUGCAGGAUUGGGAUUUCCCCCAUUUCAUGAGUGUAUUAGAUAUCAAACUACCCGGUUUAAACACACCUCAUAUCAAGUUUCAAAUACCUAUACCAGAAUUCCUCAGGAAAGAGAUCGUUCUCGUACAUAUCACAGGUAAAUGGUUUAAUUAUGGUAUACUGUUUAUCGUCAUUCUACUCGAUUUGAACAUGUGGAAGAACCAAAUAUUUUAUGAACCCUAUGCCUAUGGACAGUACGUCGGUCCUGAUGACAACAUCUACACUGUUCUUGAUCAAUAUAGUCUCGAUAUCUACAAUGAGUCACAGAUAACGUAUGAUUUCCGUAAUACAACAAUCAACCCGAAUACGAACCUAACAUUUAUAAUGGGAGACAGCUUCAUGUUUUCGAACUUUAAGAAUUUCCCAUUAGCGGCCAAGGGCACUGCCUUUAUUCCUGGUUUAGCUGCUUUCGUCACCUUGGGUGUCCUCAUCAUGAUUUAUGGACGUGAAAAGCCGACCAAAGAAGAUCCGUAUGCUGGGCGUCUGAAGAAACGCAAAAAGGGAUGGAGAAGAUUCAGUGCCAGUAAAACCUGGACUCGCUUCAGAAAUCGAAUCCGAGCAGCACCACCAAUUCUGACAUAUUUUAAACGAACACAAGCCAAUGAGUCAAUUACUAAAUCUUCUGAAAAUAAUGAACUCCCUCCGCCACAAGAACCAACUCCAACAAAUACUGAAAUACAACCAUAAAUCAGACAGACGAAGUGAUCUGCUGCUUCUGGUAACCAUGACAACUAUACAUGUAUGUAAUACUCUUACAUUCGUUGAGAUUAGUUGAGGCCAAAGCUAAUUCGUAAUUAACUAGAACAAAUUAUUCUCUGUAAUUGCUAUUGAAGAAAAUGGGAAAUACACUAGGACAGGGGUGGCCAAACUUUUCCAUUCCAUAUAAUAUAACCUCUACGGCCGAAAUGUACUUAUCGCUUUGUUCAGUUAUAUUAGAUCAGUAUUAUGAUAAGGUGUAUAUUGUCACUUGGAAUGGUCCAUUGUGCCAUUUUUGGUACAAUCUGUGCCUACAUGUAGUAGUGAUGGCACGAUAAUUAUAUCGUUGAAAUGAUCCACAUCUAUAUCGCGAUAUAAAAUAGUUUAAUUUCUUCGACAUCAACAGGACUAAAGAUAUUCAUCAAUUAUUCAUUUAUCCUGUUGUUUUCUUGGUAAAUAUUGACCUGGUUAUGAAAUCGUGAUGUGAAUCAUAUUGUAGCACCUGUAUCGCAAUAUGUAUCCUAUCGUGACUGCAGUGAUAAUACCCAGCACUAACAUGUAGGUUGGUCACCUGCACUAAUAUUAAUCUAUUUAUAAAGCACUGGAUAGCAAAUUAAACUAAAGAGUUGUUGAGAAACUCUAUGACUUUACUUUGACUUUAAGGCAGAUUUCAGAAUAAAGUGAUUAGUCAUCAUGGCUACCAACAAUAUUUGUUGAAGUCCUUCUAUAUAUGAUAUACAUGUAUACAAUUUAAUCAAUCUGGUUAAAACACAGAUCCAAUUUCGUUUCGUUUUUAUAGUUCAAAAUUUUGAUUUUACUUGCACUGUAACCCAAGUAUCGUUUAAUCUUGUGUA